AUGAUUCUGGCUGUCAGCUCUGAUUCCCAUCUCCAUAUUCCAAUGUACUUCUUCCUCUCCAAUCUGUCAUUGGCUAAUGUCAGUUCAAUCUCAACUACUGUCCCCAAGAUGAUUGUGGAUAUUCUAACUCAGAAUGGAGUAAUCUCCUAUGUGGGCUGCCUGACACAGAUGUCUUUUUAUCUGAUUUUUGUAUGUAUGGAAGAUAUGCUUCCGAACGUGAUGGCCUACGACCAGUAUAUGGCCAUAUGUCACCAUCUACAUUAUUCAGUCAUUAUGAACCCUCACCUUUGUGUUUUCUUAGUUUUGACAUCACUUUCAGUCAGUAUUUUGGAAGCCCUGAUGCACAAUUUGAUUGCAAUACAAAUUACCAAACUUAAAGAUGUAGAAAUUUCCAAUUUCUAUUGUGAUCCUACUCAAAUCCUUAGUCUUUCUUGUUCAAACACCUUUUCCAAUAACAUGUUCAUGUAUUUUGUUGGCAUCAUAUAUGGUUUAUUACCCCUCUCAGGAGUCCUUUUCUCAUACUACAAAAUUAUUUCCUCCAUUUUAAGAAUCCCAUCAUUAGGUGGGAUGUAUAAAGCCUUUUCCAUCUGUGGGUCUCACUUGUCAGUUGUUGGUCUGUUUUAUGGAACUUACCUUGGAGUAUAUGUUGGUUCAGUUGGACCACAUUCUCACAGAAAUAAUUCAGUGGCCUCAGUGAUGUACACAGUGGUCAUUCCUAUGCUGAAUCCUUUCAUCUACAGCCUGAGGAACAAGGAUAUUAAAAGUGUCAUUAGUCAGCUCUACAGCAGGAACAACAUGAAUGUAGUAUACAUUAUUCAACUUGGUCCUUCUGUGGUCAGAAUGGUUCUCUUACUUUUGCACUGUCCAGACUAUGACUUCAUAACCCCUACCUCUGUCAUGUCAGAAGAGGGCAUUACAAAGCAGUUGAGACAGUAUGAAGAACUGGAAUUGCUUUCUGAUAGCUCAAAUAAGAGAGCUUCAGUCCAUGGUCAGGAAGCCUUGACAGGAAAAUCUAUCAAGUAUUCAUUAGAAGGUUACCUUUCAAACCAGUGUUGUGGGACUUUACCUGGUACUCCGUUUUUCAUCUACAAAAAGAAAGUUUAUGACCACAAAAAUGGAAUCAUUAAUACCAGUGGACAAGCACUGGUGUUUACUUUGGAUCACUGUUUCACAAUGUCUCCAGAAGACUUUCUGGCCUCAGUUAUUUAUACUGUUUUCACACCUGUAUGGAAUCAGUUCCUCUACAGUCUGAAGAAUAAGGAAUUUAAAGGCUCCCUGUAG
Messenger RNA from Castor canadensis (American beaver), 1281 nucleotides. The record is from RefSeq and is a predicted model, not a curated record. NCBI's taxonomy places the organism in Eukaryota, Metazoa, Chordata, Mammalia, Rodentia, Castoridae.